AUGAAGGCCGGAAUCUUUUUCUCUUUCUUCGCUCUCGCCGCCUCGGCUCUUGCAACUCCCAUCGCUGCGGGGAACCAACUCGAGAGCCAGGCUGCUCAGAUCGAUCAGUUGACCACUCUCGUUCGCCAGCACACCGCGAACAUGAACGCGACUGCCGCUCAGUACCCUGAAAACCCCACCCUCGCUCAGCAACAAGAUGCCGCCGACAAGCUCAAGCCCGACUUUGAGGCCGUCACCAAUGCCCUCACGCAAGCCACCACCACCCUCUCCAAGCGCGAGUUCUGGACUGAGCUCACUGCUCGCGGCGGUGCCGGCUUCUGUGACGAUGACUGCUUGAAGGUCAAGAUCCAGGUUCUCAUCCUUGAGAUCACCUAUACUGUCAAGUUCCUCAUUGUCAAGCUCGGUCUCGGCUGCCUCAUCCCCCUCCUCACACCUCUCCUCCUUGCUCUCUCUGGUCUGCUCAGGAGUCUCGACAAGGUCGUCGGCGGUGUGCUCGUCCUCGUCGGCGGUCUCCUCCACGCCGUCCUCGGUGGCCUUGCUGGCGGUCUCCUUGGCCUCAUUGGCUUCUAA
Neurospora hispaniola is the source of this 570-nucleotide messenger RNA. RefSeq lists its product as uncharacterized. NCBI's taxonomy places the organism in Eukaryota, Fungi, Ascomycota, Sordariomycetes, Sordariales, Sordariaceae. The record is from RefSeq and is a predicted model, not a curated record. Bases 1 to 570 code for a protein of 189 amino acids. The transcript is spliced from 3 exons.